Molecule: messenger RNA, 546 nt
Organism: Orycteropus afer afer
Lineage: Eukaryota; Metazoa; Chordata; Mammalia; Tubulidentata; Orycteropodidae
Gene: ISG20
Product: interferon stimulated exonuclease gene 20
Exons: 3
Coding region: 1-546 (181 amino acids)
Biological process (GO): negative regulation of viral genome replication; RNA catabolic process; DNA catabolic process
Cellular component (GO): nucleus
Molecular function (GO): exonuclease activity; nucleic acid binding
Source: RefSeq, a predicted model, not a curated record
AUGGCACGUGGUUUCGAGGUGGUGGCCAUGGACUGCGAGAUGGUGGGGCUGGGGCCCAGCCGAGAGAGUGGCCUGGCUCGCUGCAGCCUCGUGGAUGCCUAUGGUGGUGUGGUCUAUGACAAGUUUAUCCGGCCUGAGGGUGAGAUCACCGACUACAGAACCCUGGUCAGUGGGAUCACGCCUCAGCACAUGGAGAGGGCCACACCAUUCACUGUGGCCAGGCUGGAGAUCCUACAGCUCCUGAAAGGCAAGCUGGUGGUGGGCCAUGACCUGAAGCAUGACUUCAAGGCGCUGAAAGAGGACAUGAGCAGGUACAAUAUCUACGACACAUCCACUGACUUGCUGCUGAGGCACCAGGCCAACCUGGACCACUGCAAACGGGUCUCCCUCCGGGUGCUGAGUGAACGCCUUCUCAAGAGACGCAUCCAGAACAGCCAGUUGGGACACAGCUCAGUGGAAGAUGCGAAGGCAACGAUGGAGCUCUACCAAAUCUCCCUGCGCAUCCGGGCCUGCAGAGGGCAGCCCAGCCCGAAUGUCUCACGCUGA